Cricetulus griseus (Chinese hamster) is the source of this 2517-nucleotide messenger RNA. The record is from RefSeq and is a predicted model, not a curated record. NCBI's taxonomy places the organism in Eukaryota, Metazoa, Chordata, Mammalia, Rodentia, Cricetidae.
AUGUUUCUGUUCGUCACCAAAGGAGUAGAAAAAGGGGACACUCUGGAAGGGAAGACCAUCCCUCGAACCCCGCAGAAACAGAAGCUCGGUCUCCACCCCACCGCGGACCCUCGCCCAGCGAGCCUCUGUGCGCCGAGGCGCCGCAGUAGAGCGAUCCGCCCAAAGGCCGACAGGAGGUGCUGCCGCCACGCGCCUGCGCGAAAUGCCAACAGGCAGAAAGGCAGAAGACCCUACCCGUCAGAGAAGCGCACCUUGGACUGCCAGCCCAACGCCUCCCAGAGGCCGGCGGCCCUCCCACUCCAGGCACCGCCUCCCGGCGCCUCGCCUCGUCGCCGUCAGGAGGCGGCCAAUGAACGGAGAGCAGGAAGAGGCGGUGGCCUAAGGGGCCGCUCCAAACACAUACUUCGGACCAGUCGAGUCACAAGACUUGGGGAGGGCGGGGCUAAUCUGACGACCCAAUCCAAGAUACACAAGUCAGUCAGGGACGGAGGAAAGGAGGAAGAGUCUUUUAUGUCGGAGGACAGGGAAAGAAGCUCCAUCCGUCACCGUUGCCUCACAUCCGGGGCUUUGGAAGACAGGCUCCGCCCCCUUGCACCUUUCAAGGCUACCGGAGGCGAAGAGGAGGAAGAGGAAGAGGGGGCCGCAGACGACGGGGAAGCCGAGGAGGAGCCUGAGGAGGAGGAAGAAGAGGAGGAAGACUUGAUCGAUGGCUUUGCCAUCGCUAGCUUUGCCAGUCUUGAGGCCUUGCAGAAGGAUGCAUCUCUUCAACCCCCAGAGCGACUGGAACAUCGGCUGAAGCAUUCUGGGAAACGGAAGAGGGGGGGCUCCAGUGGGGCCACUGGGGAGCCAGGGGACAGCUCAGAUCGUGAGCCUGGCCGGCCCCCUGGGGAUAGGCCCCGCAAAUGGCCCAAUAAGCGAAGACGGAAAGAGUGUGACGCAGAAAGUGAUCUGGAUGAGAGGGUCUCCGAUGAUGACCUUGACCCUUCCUUUACUGUCUCAACCAGCAAAGCCUCGGGUCCUCAUGGCACCUUCAAUGGGAACUGUGAAGCAAAACUGUCUGUGGUCCCUAAAGUGUCGGGGCUGGAGCGGAGCCAAGAGCAGCCCCCAGGGCCCGACCCGCUGCUAGUGCCUUUCCCCCCAAAGGAACCACCACCACCACCAGCCCCUCGGCCUCCUGUCUCAUCCCCUACACCCUUACCAGCUACCCCCAGUCUGCCACCCCCACCCCAGCCCCAGCUGCAGCUUCGGGUCUCACCCUUCGGCCUCCGAACGUCUCCCUAUGGCAGCAGCCUGGACCUCAGCACUGGCAGGGGAAUCCAGUUUCUCUUCACGGCCGCCCCCCAAGGCCCCGGCCCCUCCCGUGGCUCAGCCUCCCCGCGCCCACCACCACCCCACCACCCCUCCUUGGUCUCCCCUGGCCCCACCCUGCCCCCACCCCCACCUCUGCUGCAGGUGCCAGGGCACCCUGGGGCCUCAGCCGCUAACGCCCUUUCUGAGCAGGACCUGAUCGGCCAGGACCUGAACUCUCGCUACCUGAAUGCCCAGGGUGGCCCUGAGGUGGUGGGGGCAGGGGGCUCGGCCCGGCCCCUGGCCUUCCAGUUCCACCAGCACAACCACCAGCACCAGCACACCCACCAGCACACCCACCAGCACUUCACCCCCUACCCCCCGGGCCUGCUGCCUCCCCACGGCCAUAUGUUUGAGAAAUACCCAGGAAAGAUGGAAGGCCUUUUCCGACAUAAUCCGUACAUGGCCUUCCCUCCCGCUGUGCCCGGGCUCCCUCCGGGUCUCCCGCCAGCUGUCUCCUUUGGCUCCCUGCAGGGGGCCUUCCAGCCCAAGAACACGAACCCUGAGCUGCCACCACGACUGGGGCCAGUGCUGAGCGGGCUCCCCCAGAAGGGGACACAGAUCCCUGAUCAUUUCCGGCCACCUUUGAGGAAACCAGGAAAGUGGUGUGCCAUGCACGUGCGUGUGGCUUACAUGAUCCUGAGACACCAGGAAAAGAUGAAGGGUGACUCCCACAAGCUUGACUUUCGGAACGACCUCUUGCCCUGCCUUCCGGGGCCCUACGGGGCCCUGCCCCCUGGGCAGGAGCUCUCUCACCCGGCCUCCCUCUUCACUGCAACUGGAGCCGUCCAUGCUGCAGCCAAUCCUUUCACAACAGCUCCCGGGGCUCAUGGACCCUUCCUGAGCCCCAGCACCCACAUUGAUCCCUUUGGGCGUCCCACAAGCUUCGCCUCCUUGGCUGCCCUCUCCAACGGGGCCUUUGGAGGCCUGGGCAGCCCCACAUUCAACUCCAGCGCCGUCUUUGCCCAGAAAGAAAGCCCAGGAGCCCCACCAGCCUUUGCCUCCCCACCAGACCCAUGGGGCCGCCUACACCGCAGUCCUCUUGCCUUUCCUGCUUGGGUCCGACCCCCUGAAACUGCCCGGACACCGGGCUCAGACAAGGAGCGACCUGUGGAGCGGAGGGAGCCCUCUGUCACCAAGGAGGAGAAGGACAGGGACCUCCCUUUCUCA